Macadamia integrifolia is the source of this 1094-nucleotide messenger RNA. RefSeq names its product actin cytoskeleton-regulatory complex protein pan1-like. NCBI's taxonomy places the organism in Eukaryota, Viridiplantae, Streptophyta, Magnoliopsida, Proteales, Proteaceae. The transcript has a single exon. The coding region runs from base 234 to 884 and encodes 216 amino acids. The record is from RefSeq and is a predicted model, not a curated record.
CCAGGAACUUAAUGAGAAGACCCCUUAAUGCUUAUUCCCCAACUUUGCUAGCUAGGGUCUUCCUGCUCUUCAUCUUAAAAUCUGAGGCAUCAUCAGUCCAAACCAGCUUCUCCUCUAAUGCUUAUUCCCCACUUUGCUAGCUAGGGGUCUUCCAGCUUUUUAUCUUAGAAUCUUGAACCAUCAUCAAAGUCCUAGCCAGCUCCCCCCCAACCUUUUCCAAUCAAAGCAGAAAGAUGAAAGGUAGCAGUACUGAACUUCCCCAAAAGUCUCUCCAAAUUAAGGAGGACGACAAGUUCUUCUCUAGACUUCUAAGCAAGGAGAGAUCCAUGGCUAAUUCAUCCUUCAGAGGUGCAGCAGGUGCAGUUCCAUUCUUGUGGGAGUCUCAGCCUGGUACACCUAAACACACAUUUACUCAUACCUCUCUCCCUCCACUCACCCCUCCUCCUUCCUUCCAUUCUCUUCCCAAGAAAAAAUCAGUGAAGAAGCCUUCAAAAUCCAACCUUAUUCACACUAUAUUACCAAAACUUUAUAUGAAGAAAUCCCAAGUUCCACCACCACCACCAUCACCAUCUCCAUCACCACCAUCUUCAUUGUCAUGGUCAUCCUCGUUGUCUUCAUCAUCAUCAUCAUCUUCCACCCCAACCACCCCUUCUAACAUGAACCGUUUCCAUAGGCGAAUUUCAAGUUCUAGAUUAUCUUUUGAUUCCAAGGGAGAUGAUGAUCAGUAUGAGGGCUUUGGAUAUGCCUCUUCAACCUUAUGCUUUGGUGUGGGUCGAGUGAGUACUGCUAGUGAGCUUAGUGGCUGUAACUCAAUCAUGGCUAUGAAGAAUGCUUUCUUAUCUAUUGUUGGCCAUCGAUCUGAUCGAGGUACAACCACUGUGUGAUUAAUACAGUGUUUAUGUUCUUUAUCUCUGUUGUUCCAUUUAUUGUCUUUUUUUUUUUUUUUUUUGAGAUGUAAAAUCCAUGUAUGUGAUUUAACUGAGAACCAAAGUGGUGGGAGAAAGACAAUGUAUUGGGAAACUGGAAGUAGAUUUUUGUUCUUGAAAAAUAACAAGAAAAUUCAUGAUAGGAUGAAUGAAACUUAUGUUCUUCCA